Molecule: messenger RNA, 1467 nt
Organism: Fusarium tjaetaba
Lineage: Eukaryota; Fungi; Ascomycota; Sordariomycetes; Hypocreales; Nectriaceae
Product: glutamine amidotransferase
Exons: 5
Coding region: 1-1467 (488 amino acids)
Molecular function (GO): oxidoreductase activity
Source: RefSeq, a predicted model, not a curated record
AUGGCUUCAUUCGAAGGCAAGGUGAUCGCGAUUACUGGUGCAGCAUCUGGUAUAGGUCUCGCAGUUGCUAAGCUUCUAGCAAGUUGCCGUACCCAACUAUCGCUCGCGGACAUGAACAAAGCCGGCCUUGAAGCAGCUCUUGAGUCACUUCCUGGUGAUAGGCACAUAAUCACGCAAGUCGAUGUGCGUGACAGCCAAGAAGUAAACGCAUGGAUCGAGAAGACUGUUUCUGUCUUUGGUAAGCUUGACGGUGCUGUCAAUAUGGCUGGUGUCUUCACCCACGGUACAUGUCUUCGUGAAGAGACUGAUAAGACGUGGGACUUCAUCACGGGAGUAAAUGCUCGUGGUGUUUUCAAUUGUUUGAGAGCAGAGCUAAAGCAUAUGAAGUCUGGAGGUAGCAUUGUAUCGGCACCUAGUGUUGAUUGUCAAGCCGGCUUUGCUAAUGCUUCUGUAUACUGUGCAAGCAAGCAUGCUGUCAUUGGCAUGUCUCGAUCUGCUGCAAAGGAGAACGAGAAUAUUCGCAUCAACUGCGUGGCACCAGGCAGUGUCCGAACUCCCAUGAUGGAAGGCGAGGUAAUGGCCGAAGCAGUAGAGGCAGAAGUUGCGCAGCAGGCUCAAAAGCGUCCUACGGAACCCCAUAAAAUUGCAAAUUUUAUUGCUUUUCUCCUCAGUGAUAAAGCCAGAUUCGUCACUGGAGCUGUUUACAACGUCGAUGGAGGUUGGGUUGCCGAAGCUUGGGGACCAACAUAUAGCAGUAUCUUUGCUCAUCGACUGCAAGCUGUCAAUAAGACUCUAGGGUCUGAUAAGCUUCUGCAGAUUUCUGCCUUCGAUAUUAUCAAAGACGAAUAUCCUGACCCAAAGGACUUCGACGCCUUCUUGAUCACAGGUUCUAUCAAAGGCGUAUAUGACGAAGAUCCCUGGAUUGCGAGAUUGAGAACUUUCAUUCAAGAAACCUACGAGAAUCACCAACAUGUGCGGCUGUUUGGAGCUUGCUUCGGGCACCAGAUCAUCUCUGUAGCCCUGCUUGAGAAAUACGGAGUGAUUGUCGAGAAAGACCCAAAGGGCUAUGAAGUCGGCAUCCACAAAGUUGCCCUGAACCCGAAAGUCAGAGCUCAUUUUAAUCAUAUUCUAAGCCUGCCCGAGAGAGACGGAUUGCGGAUACAGUUCGCACACGGCGACCAUGUUCGGUUUGAAGCAGCAUGGCCUGAGUCGUGGAUGUCGAUAGGAAGCACGCCGCAUUGCGCCGUGCAGGGAAUCUUCCAGCCAGGACGUGUCUUGACAUUUCAGGGUCAUUUUGAAUUCACCGAGGAGAUUUCAACGGAAACGAUUAAAUAUUUCUAUACACCUGAGAGGGGAUUCACAUCUGAGCAGACCGAAGCUGCUUUGGAACAGAUUCGAGGGAAGGACGAUUCGGAAGAGGCUGCAAAAAUACUGCAUGCCUUUUUUACAGAAAGUAAUGAUAUAUAG